AUGUGCGUUAAACUUUUACGAUUUGGACUGUUCUUAUCAAGUAAGAUUUGAUACCAUAAUAAAAGUGCCUGAAAUUUGAGCCAUGUUUGAUUGUAUGCAAUAUUAAAAAGCCAUUAACUUUAUUUUUAGUGAUUCAAGAGACUCUAGUAUUCACCAUGACCUCUUCGAAGGGACAUGAAGUCAUCCAUGUGGAUGGGGGCAGAUGUGACCCUCAAGGUUAGUAAUGUGAUCUGAUUGCAGUCUUACACACUGCAAGUAUCUUGCCACUGAUGUACUUAUAAUCCUAAAACCUUAUAUAAAAAUGGUCUGUUUUUUUAUGUAUAGACAGAUUCUUGCUUCUGUGCACUGGACUGAGGCAUCAAACAGAAGACUCCAGUGCAUCUGGUUUAGCUGAUAUCCCAAUGGACUUCAUUGCAAUUACAAAAAUGUAGAUCUCAGAUCCGUGGCUUCGGAGGGCAGUCGGUCGGGAGAAAUAAGUGGUAAGCCGGCUAAAUCUUUUCUUUAUUAAAUGCUGUUUUGGUGCUAGGAUUGUUGGACAUAAGUCUUCCUAGCACUGUAACUGGCUACUGCUACAUUUAGGAAUUGAUCUUUCUGGCUAAAAUGCUAGAACAGAUAUCGUGCAAAGACGUUUAUUUUUAAAUGUUCUAUAUCUGUACAGUUAAACAUAUCUGGGAGAACUAUUGAUCUGCAAGACUAUGAUGAUAUAUAAAAUUUCUGACACCUCGUAUGAGUAUUGCUUGAGCAGUACCUGAUUUCUCUUUGUAUCUGAAGUUCUUGCACACUUUUAAAUUUUAGUAUUUAUGCUUAUUUGAAUGUGGACUUGUCCACUUAAAGCCUUUCUCAAUUUUUUUUUUAAGGUUUCCAGUGGAGAUCAGUCAGGCUUAUCAGAGGUAAGACUAUUGAAGACCGUGCAUGGGCUUAAACUGUUCUCUUCCCUGUGUGAGCCACUGAUGAUUCCUUUUUAAAUAUUUUCUGACACCUCAUCUGAGUGCUUUAUGCAUUUGCUGAUGACUUAUAUCUGAGGCUCUAAAACAACUUUUUUUUGUUAUAAAACUUAAAUCUCCAACAGAAUGUGUCUAAUGUCUGUAGAAGUGUGGUCUUAGUGAGUCACAACUGAUGUUCAGGGAAUGCCAAACUGCCCAGUAACAAUUGCUGCAUUCACCAGAGCAAAUAAAGUUCUGACUUAACUUCAAACUAAAUUUUGGCCUCUUCGGGUUGUUGGACACAGUCACAAUCUGCUCAACUGUGUAAAACUUUCUUACCGAGGCAUUAACUAUAAAAGAUCUGAUAGUGUUAUAAAAUAACUUUUUGUAAUUUUUUUUUUUUUAAACUUUGUAAUUGACUUGUGCAAAAAUCGGUCUGAGCCAGUCUGUCCAAAUCAAUCCUUUAAUCCACGCCAGGACAAAUCGACUUUAUAUGUGGAAUAAAAUUUUGUUAUGGACUAAAUGGCUCAAAUUGACUUUUGCUCAAGUCUUUGUUCCCUGACUUUUUUACAUAAAAGUGUAUAAUGUAUUUCCUGUCUUCUUAAUAUAGAUAAGUCUUGCUGUAAAUGUAAUCCCUUGUCAUUUGUACAAAUGGCAAACCCUGCACCGUUUCUCUAUAUAUAUUGACCCUUGUGUAACUAAAUGAAGCAGCAUUGACUAGAUAAGACAUUAUUGCUUCUGUAGAAGGGCUGCAUCACUGUUCCUGACAUGCACAUGACUUUAUAUAUAUUUUUUUUCUUCAGGAAGUGUUUAA
Molecule: messenger RNA, 1737 nt
Organism: Pelobates cultripes (western spadefoot toad)
Lineage: Eukaryota; Metazoa; Chordata; Amphibia; Anura; Pelobatidae
Source: the annotation of a GenBank genome assembly